Messenger RNA from Lottia gigantea (owl limpet), 3433 nucleotides. RefSeq lists its product as hypothetical. Bases 1 to 3378 code for a protein of 1125 amino acids. Gene Ontology annotation, biological process: meiotic chromosome segregation. NCBI's taxonomy places the organism in Eukaryota, Metazoa, Mollusca, Gastropoda, Lottiidae. Gene Ontology annotation, cellular component: chromosome, centromeric region; nucleus. The record is from RefSeq and is a predicted model, not a curated record. The transcript is spliced from 8 exons.
AUGAGUGAAAUGAUUGAAGAGGAAGAUAUGUCUAUAGAUGAGGACAAUUUUUUAUCCAAUAUUCGGGCUAAAAUGAAGUCUAAAUCAACCCAUUUUAAUACACCAGGUCGAAGAAAGAAGAUUAUUUCUACUAAGCUCUGUAAUGUUUCUAUGGGUUCUAUUUCCAAAGAAAGUCUGAGAGGGAAAAAUCGAGUUCUUGCUCUGGAUGUUCAGAAAGCCAAGAUAACUCUUGGAAAGUUGAAUGAAAAAUACAUCAAAUUACAACAAGAAAACCAAGAUAAUAUGAUCCUACUGAAUAAAAAAAGAAUGGAAAAAAAUGAUUUACAAAAGAUUUAUGAAACAGAGACAAAGAAAGGGAUAGAGAAAGCUACAGAGAAAAUUGAUAUUAUGUUGAAUAGAUAUUUAACAGAAUUAAUUGUUAAUUCAACUACUCUCGAUAUGAAAAAGAGACCCUCAACAGGUUCUAGAUCACCUAUACAAGCAUCAAAAAGUCAACCAAAUUGUGUAGAAAAAACCAAAGUGGACAGGAUUGAUCGAAAAAUUCGUAGAUCGCGUCUUAGUUUGGAUCAAAAACUGGCAGCAAGACAACCAGUUAUACCCAGUGAAAACACAAAACAAUUUAACGAAAAAAUGUGUAAUACCAAUUCAGUUACUAACAAAGGCAGACAUCCUUCUAGUGUAGUAAUCAAAGCUCCUUCUUUUUCGAAACCUGUUCAACAUGCCGAAGAAACUUUUUUGGCCAUACCAAUUGGUAUGAUGUCUGACUUGGUAGAUGAAAAUCAUGUUGAUAAUGCUGAUGAUGAUAUGGAAAUGAAUCAAGAUUUUAAUCAAACUAUUCAGCCAUUAAAUAUAUCUGUUUGUGAUUUGACAAGUGAAAGUGACACAAUGACAUUCACAAAGAGCUCCAAGCAAACAAAAAACAAAAGACCUCAACAGAAUAAUGUUGCGAAAAAUUCAAUUGUAUCAAAAGAUGCUAAGGUACUCCAAAAAGGAGGGAUUAUGUCAAAAGAAAAGCAUACAUUUGUGGAGGAAGCUCAAAAAUCUCUUGAACCCACUAAAAGUGCAGAGGGUGAUUCUAAGGAAAAACCUGCCAAUAAACUCUUAUUGACAUCUAGAGAUCGAACUAAAAUUUGUAAUGUCCGAGACAUGAUCAUUCCCAAACCAAAAGUGAAAUCGAAAUUGCGCAAGAAGGAAGAAAUAAAAGUUCCUGAGAAAACAAAAUCAUCACCAUCAAGGAUACCAGUGUUUGAUUUUUCCAUGCAGUCACCAACUAUAGAACUGCCUGAAUCUUAUAAAGAAAUUCCUGAAGAUAUUAAACUUCCUGGAUGUGACAGGAAUUCCACAGAAUUGAUUACAGCAAAUAAACCUGUGAAGUCAAAAAGCAGAUCCAGAGUUAUUAAAGACAGUUCUGAUAAUCAGACAUCAAAAUCAAGUCCAGUGUCUUCACAAUCUGAUUCACAAUUAUUAAAGAAAAUCAAAUCACUUAAUAAAGGACAAUCAAAGAAAAUCGAAGAAUGUUCUGACUCGAAUUAUACACAUCCAUCAAAAUCUUAUUUCCAACCUGGUCAAAAGGGUGUAUCAGUGCAAGAUACUAGCAAUAUGUAUAGUGUUUCCCUGAAAUCAGAUAGUCCAGCAAAGCAGCACACUGAUAACCUAAAGGAAAGAUCGGGCCGAUCCAAAAGUCGCAAAGGAGUACAGCAAAACACCACUCAUGGUGAAACUUAUACUGUACCUAUGAAAACUGGUUCCCCAGAGAAGUUAGCUAAAGAACCACAAAGAAGGGGUCGAUCAAGAAGCCGAGGAAGGACUUUAAAAAAUGCUGAAACAACUGAAAAGACUAAGUCACAAACUGAGAGCCCAACAAAAGGCUUUUCUGAAGUUGCUAUGAGAGGUCCAUCGAGAAGUUGCAAAAGAACCUUGAAAAAUUCUGAUGAUGACCUUGAUUCUAAUAAAGUAGAUGAUUCUCUAUUGCUGUACACUGUUCCCAUGAAGACGGAGAGCCCAGAAAAAGCAACAGCUGAUAUAAACAGAAGAGGUAGAUCUAGUAGUCGUGGAAGAACAUUAAAACAAGCUACUGACACAAAAUCCAAAUCCCAACCAUGCAGUUCAGGUAUUUACUCAGUACCAAUGAAAUUGGAUAGUCCAGAAAAAUCAACAAAGGAUUCCCAAAGACGAGGACGGUCUAGAAGUAGAGCAAGAACACUUAUAGAAGAUAACAAAAAUGAAGAGGUACCGCUGCAAUUGAACCAACAUGAGGAAGACAAUAAGCCAACAGAAGAUGAAAUGACACAUGCAAUAGAUAAUAAAGAUAUCAGUAAGAAGAUUGAAGAUCUGAAGAACAGAUUUGGUAUUGAUAAAGAUCAGAACAAUGUUUCAUCAAAAACUGCUGGCAAACCAUUAACAGAACCAGAGAAUUUUGAAGAAUAUUCUGUCCCUUUGAAAACAUGCAGCCCAGAAGAAAAGCUUGUAGUAAGACGAGGAAGAUCUCGUAGCAGAGGUAGACCAAAAGCACAAGAAGAAACUCUUGAGAAGUCUGAAAAAUCUUCUGUGUCUGUGAGAAGUAGAGCAAGAAACAAGUUACCAGAGAAUUCCAAUUCUGAAAAUAAAUCUUUGAACUCGGAAGAAGCUGAAAUGAAAAAUUGUGCAACAAAUCAAAUUGAAAAUCAAGAGCGAUCAAGACCUUCUAUGAAACGUGGCAGAUCCCAAAAUGGGAACGGAUGUGAGAAGGUUGAAAUAAGUGAUUCAGAGUCAGAUGAAAUAGUGAGAAGUGCUGCACCUAAAAGACGAAGUAGAUCAAGGACUAGAAGAAGGCCAAGAAAGUCAGAAACUAGUACGAAUUCAGACUUUCUAAAUGGAGGACAUGAAUCAAAUGAUUUAGACACAAAGCCAAAUAGUGCUGUGACUGGGAAAUCUCACCAAAGGGAAAACAUUAUUUUUAAAAAAGUGCCUAAAAUUGUUAUAGAAAAUGAGAAUGAUCUAAAGACCAAAACUCCAAUGCAAGUUUCAGAGGAUUCCAUAUGUACAGUCUUCAAAAAUAGACCAAGUAUCAAGAGCAGUAGGAAAUCUCUUGUAGCAUCUUCACCUCCUUCAUCAAAAGAGAACGUGAUUACACCUGAUCCAUGUCCAUUGGUCAAACAAACUUUAGAUGGCAGAAAGUCAUCUCUAAAUAACAGAACAAGUACAUCCAAAAGGACAGUAGAAAGUAUUGGUAGUAGAGAUAGUUUAGAUGUCAAUAACAGUGAGAGAAAAAGCAGACGGGCUGCAUCUUCAGUAUCUUAUAAAGAGCCCACACUUAACAGUAAAUUAAGAAGAGAAGAUGUUCAAAAGAAACUUUUAGAAAAAGAAGUGGAGAAGAAAAGAUUAUCUGGACAGGAAUAGUCUUUUUAACUGAACAAAACUGAAUUUUAAAUUAAAUUUUAGUUAUGAUAGAGUC